This is a messenger RNA of Struthio camelus australis, 6457 nucleotides long. The record is from RefSeq and is a predicted model, not a curated record. NCBI's taxonomy places the organism in Eukaryota, Metazoa, Chordata, Aves, Struthioniformes, Struthionidae.
AUGGUAUUAAAUGGGUAUGUCUUUCCUCCCCACGUAGGAAUCUUUGCUUACCUGAACUACCAUGUUCCCCGGACAAGACGGGAGAUCCUGGAGACCCUUAUCAAAGGGCUCCAGCGGCUGGAGUACAGAGGAUAUGAUUCUGCAGGUGUGGGAAUUGAUGGAGGAAAUGACAAAGACUGGGAAGCUAAUGCUUGUAAAAUCCAGCUUAUCAAACAGAAAGGGAAGGUGAAGGCUCUGGAUGAAGAGGUUCACAAGCAACAGGAUAUGGAUCUUGACAUUGAGUUUGAUGUACACCUUGGAAUUGCACAUACCCGUUGGGCUACCCAUGGCGAGCCCAGUCCUAUCAACAGCCACCCACAACGCUCGGAUAAAAACAACGAAUUCAUUGUUAUCCACAAUGGCAUUAUAACCAACUACAAAGACCUGCGAAAAUUCUUGGAAAGCAAAGGAUACGAUUUUGAGUCCGAGACCGACACAGAAAGCAUAGCAAAGCUUGUCAAAUAUAUGUACGAUAAUCGUGAAAGUGAUGACAUUAGUUUCACAACCCUGGUGGAGAGGGUUAUCCAGCAACUGGAAGGUGCUUUUGCCCUUGUGUUCAAAAGUGUUCAUUAUCCUGGUCAAGCAGUUGGCACCAGGCGAGGCAGCCCCCUGCUAAUUGGAGUGCGCAGCGAGCACAAGCUCUCCACUGACCACAUCCCAAUACUGUACAGGACCGGUAAGGACAAGAAGGGAAGUUGCAACCUGUCUCGUGUUGACAGUACCACCUGCCUUUUCCCUGUUGAGGAGAAAGCUGUGGAGUACUAUUUUGCUUCUGACGCUAGUGCUGUCAUUGAGCAUACCAACAGAGUGAUUUUCCUUGAAGAUGAUGAUGUAGCAGCUGUGGUCGAUGGCCGUCUUUCCAUCCACCGGAUUAAACGCACGGCAGGCGAUCACCCCGGACGUGCCGUCCAAACCCUGCAGAUGGAACUGCAGCAGAUUAUGAAGGGUAACUUCAGCUCAUUUAUGCAGAAGGAAAUCUUUGAACAGCCAGAAUCUGUCGUUAAUACGAUGAGAGGAAGGGUCAAUUUUGAUGACUACACUGUAAAUCUCGGUGGGUUAAAGGAUCACAUUAAGGAGAUUCAGAGGUGUCGUCGCUUAAUCCUUAUUGCUUGUGGGACAAGUUACCACGCUGGAGUUGCGACUCGUCAGGUUCUGGAAGAACUGACUGAAUUGCCCGUUAUGGUUGAACUAGCCAGUGACUUCCUGGACAGAAACACUCCUGUCUUCAGAGAUGAUGUUUGCUUUUUCAUCAGCCAGUCAGGUGAGACAGCAGAUACUUUGAUGGGUCUCCGGUACUGUAAAGAGAGAGGAGCCUUAACUGUAGGAAUAACUAAUACAGUUGGCAGCUCUAUAUCACGAGAGACAGAUUGUGGAGUCCAUAUCAAUGCCGGACCAGAGAUUGGGGUUGCCAGUACAAAGGCCUACACCAGCCAGUUUGUUUCUUUGGUGAUGUUUGCGCUGAUGAUGUGUGAUGAUAGAAUCUCUAUGCAAGAAAGGCGCAAGGAAAUCAUGCGUGGUCUAAAGGGACUGCCAGACUUGAUUAAGGAAGUGCUGAGUAUGGAUGACGAGAUCCAGAAGCUAGCAACAGAGCUAUACCAUCAGAAGUCUGUCCUCAUUAUGGGACGUGGCUACCAUUAUGCUACAUGUCUGGAGGGAGCUUUGAAAAUUAAAGAAAUUACCUACAUGCACUCCGAAGGGAUACUGGCAGGUGAGCUGAAGCAUGGUCCUCUUGCACUGGUGGACAAACUCAUGCCCGUUAUCAUGAUCAUCAUGAGAGACCACACAUAUGCAAAGUGCCAGAACGCUCUCCAGCAGGUGAUUGCGCGACAGGGGCGACCUGUAGUGAUUUGUGAUAAGGAAGACAUCGAGACAAUUAAGAACAAUAAGAGAACAAUCAAAGUUCCCCAUUCAGUGGACUGUCUGCAGGGGAUCCUGAGUGUUAUCCCCCUUCAGCUUCUGGCUUUCCAUCUUGCAGUUCUCAGAGGCUAUGAUGUUGAUUUUCCAAGAAAUCUGGCCAAGUCCGUAACUGUAGAGUGAAAGAUCAUCUGAAUCAUAGGGGCAAAGGGGAAUUAAAUGAAAGACUUUUUUUGGUACCAAAAUAACUUGAUUUUAAAGUCCCCUAGGUAAAUCUUAUUUUGCUAAAUCAUUGUUUGUGUAUAAGAUCACCGUAAUUCCAUUACAUUAGUGAUUGUCAAAUUGAUUCCACGUGCUACGUCAAUAGCUUUGGGUUUUCUGAACACUAGACUUCCAUGAAAGAUGUUAUAUGGUUUUCUUUAAAGAUUUCUGAGUCUUCUAGGUAAGGGGCCCUCCGCUUUACUUUAAGAUAAUGUCAUUGUUUCUUACCCAGUGUGGCUCAUUCCUCUCGUUGCUGAGAAACCACUGAAUGAGUUACCUGUCAUGCUCUCAGGCAGUGAAGCAGGAUACCAGAACGUACAACUGGAACAAAAGCUGUUAUUGGUCAUGCUCGUGCAGAUAUUUUAACAGUGAACAAAAUUGGAACAAGAGUUUGGGUCAAUUUCUGCCUCAUUUGCAAAAGGGAAUUCAACUGAUCUGUCACGCUUCCUAAAUCUUAGGCACUUGGUAAAUGUGCUUAAACAGAAAAAAAUAAAACGAAACAAGUCACAUCAAAAGGAUUUUAAUCUAUGCCAAAUACCUAGCAACUGACAAUCGCGUAGACUCAGUGGGCCAAAACGUGUUCUGCAAAACCAGCACGUAUCUCUAGUGGUGCCCACAAAGACAGUGGGCUUCACUCCUCCAAGUGUAAAUGAAAGCAGCAUCUCACAUGGUAUGGGUGCUUACCAAAGUGUGUGUGUGUGGGGGGGGGGAGAGGAAUAGGAACAGUGCUCAGGGUUUUUUGUUUGUUGGGUUUUUUUGGUUUGUUUUUUUAAACAAGUCCCACUCAUUCUGCGUUGCGGGAUAAAGAUUUUCUCCCCUUUGAGCACUGUGGCAUUAUAAACAAGUCCUAGGGAACUGGCUUUAUAGUGCUACAGGCCACUUCCUGGGCUGAACACAUACAAUAAAGUUUUUGCCUUGUAUCUUGCAGUUAGACAGCGCUCAGUCUUCCUCUCUGAGGCUUACUACAUUAGACCAAGUCCUUUAACAAAUGCACAAGUGGGUCUGGUUUAUUUAGAGCAGUUCAGACAGUGGCAGUGGAGCAUCUGACUUGCUGUCAGCUUCUGCUGGUUUAAAGUCAGAAGAGGUUUUUAAAAAAUAAAAAAAGGUUCAGUAGCCAAGAUAAUAGCUUUAAUACCAAGUUUGCAGAUGAUCAGGCAUUACACAGAAAGCACGCCUUCAAGACCUAACACUUUUUCAGUCAUUAAAAGGCAGUUACCUGUGUGUUUCCUAAUACAAACGCGCAUAUUUCCUACCAGCUUGUUGGGUUUUGAAUUAGUUUUACACAGGCAGUAGAAAGAACAUCAUAGUGCAAGGUGUAAAGCAAUGCUUGGCAAACAGUAGAGGAUGCCUCAAGGUCAAUUACUGCCCCCGAAGAAUUGCUUUAACAACUACAGUGUUUGGGGACUGUUCUCUACCAUUGGAAACCUAGUUCUCCUUGUGCAGAAUGCUAGAUUAUUCCUAAGGUACGGUAAUCCAGGCCAACUCAUACAACAGAGGAUGAUUGCUCAAAGUGAGGUGGUUCCACAGACUGACUGUGGCAAGUCUAUUUUGUAUAAAUUGAAGUAACCUAUAUAACUUCAAUUCAAGAUCAGCUCCUGGCUUAGUUUUAUUAUGUUAAUAAGUUGUUGUGUGCCUGGAAGCAGCUUCUCAAGCCAAUAUGUAUAUGUUUAAUGAUAACAUUGUAUUCAGUUUAUGAAUGCACUGUGCUGCCAGCGUCUGCUUAAGAACUAAGCAGUAAACAUAGCGUUUUAUUUGUACCACGUUUGCUUAUGAGAGGCUAAGUCAUUACGUGCCUCAGCCUAAACGCAAGUAGCCUCCUCCACAUCAUUUGAAGAGGAUACUUGUCUUUCAGGAAAAACAAUGCCUGUUCAGUGCUAAAAAUGUGAAGAGAGGUCCUCUUCCUUCUCCCACUCAGCUUGCUUAAGGAGGGAAACCGUGAAGGUCUAACAUGGAGCGAGGGGUUAGAACCAAGGAAGGGUCCCUGUCCCCCAUCCCCCCCCAACACAAUAUAAGGACUUGCAGUAUCAUAGCCUGCGGUGUUGCUAGCACGGAUUCUAACGUGAAUGAGUCCUGCAAGAGAAUUAUUUUGAGCCUUUCUCCUACAGCAGUCAGAAGAAAAGUGGCAAGCACUGCUCUUUACCUAGCCUUGUACAGAUGAUUGUCUGCUAGCUUACUAAGCCCCCUAGCAAACAUGAUGGUAGACAGCACUGUUAAAAUACAAGUUGGUAUACAGUAAAAGUUUGAUAACGCAGGCUGUUAAAUAUUUACAAAAAUAAGUUGUAUACAAAGAGGACCAAAGAAGACGCUACUAAGUUAGAAAUGUAAAUCUGACACACUCAUGUUGGAUGUAACUGUACAGAUAUUGCUGAGUUAUUUGGUUUGAUGCUAUGAUAGACAAACCCUAAUGCUUUGUAAUUUAAGGCAUUAAAACUCAUGACAGAUUCUUCAUUUGUCAGAAGUAGAGGUAUUCACCCCCUGCAUUCUGCAAGUUGCCAGCAAACUGCCUGGAGCGUACAAAACUCGGCUUGCCAAAAACAGUGGUUUAGUCGCUACUUGCAACUAGACCAUCGGACGUUGUAAUGCUUAAUAUCAAAGAAUGCGGUGGAGCACGCUUGCUAUGAAGAAUUUUUCUGAUGAGCAUGGUAGGGAAUCCUCAAAGCAUCUCACUGUUGUUAAUUGCCAUGCCUGUGUGAAGUGAGACUGUAUAAAGGCCUCUCUUAGCUUUCCUUACCUCAUUUUGUCUAGAUGUGUUGCAUUUUGAUGAACAGAUGAUGUUUCUCUUUUCCCUAGACAACUUUUAGAACGUCUUGUGAUAUUUAUUAACAGCCAGUCAGUCUUCUGCUCUCCAGAAUGAAUGUUUUGCUUACUGAGCCAGUAAAAUUCCCUCCUUCCUAACUGAGGUGUUUAAAAAUGCAGUAGCCCUCUCACUAAAAUUGAGCCACAGGUAAAUACAGAUACGGGCCUUUGUCAUUUGCAAGAGCAGCUGCCUAUUACUGCAUACAUUUGUCAAUUUUUUUUGGUUCAAGAGACUGUUUUCCUCAUCUAUAUCUAUAGUAAAGUGAUGCAUAAGCCAAUAAGUCUUUAGGUGUGUGUUUUUUGUUUUUUUUUUUUAAUUAAUUACUGAAAUCCAGGGCCUUUCAGGCUCAGCUCAUGUUGUUUCUGCCUAAUAGGUCUCAGUCAAAUUCCAUGCCUGUUAGUAAGGUUAUUCCACAAACAGUAGGACAUUAAACCGUGCAUGGUAUAUAAUAUGGUCAGAAAGUUAUUUAUUUAUUUUUUUUUUCCUUUCCUCACAGCUACACUAAAGAAAGGCCCUGAAUUUAUGAGGUGAAUAAAUACUGGCUGUAAACAUAUUCUUACAGACAGCCCCAGACAGUAUUUGGGUAAUUGUCUUGGUAAAAUGCAACAGUGACAUGGCAAAUGCAGUCUCGCUUUAGUGUGGUUUUAUUUACUUGAGGAUAAUUAAGUACCACUGACAUGGAGAUAUAUCCUUCUAGCCAAAAAGCUGCCUCGGAAUCCUUUUUUUAAAGUCUCAUCCCCUUUGUAUUUAAAGGGCUAACACAGCUCUUUAAAUACAAAGGGGAUGAGACUUUUUUGUGUUAGCAAAAGCUUCAGAUAGACCAUUUCAGAGUCAAGUUGUAGGGAUCUCAUGGAUAUGGCACAACAUGUGAUCUUGCUGAAUUAAGAGCCUUAAGAUUGGCCUAGACAAAUUAGGUUUGGUUAAGCUGCAGGUUGUCACACCUGAAGGCAUAAGGAAGCUCAAUAUAUUAAUGCAAAAUUAGGCUUUUUCCCCUCUCUAGCUUUUAGUGGUAGUCCUUCGCACCACAAGUAGAUGCCCGUCAGCAGCACAGAAGAUGGCUGGGGCAGGGGGGGGAUUUAAAUCAGGCCCUUCAAGUGGUUUGUCAGUGUUUAACUGUGGCUAAUUUUAGCUCCUACCUGACCGUACUGAACUUGCCUCAAAGCAUGGAGUCCCUCCCCUCUAUGAGAAACGAGAGGAAGAAGAAACAAAAAACUACUUGGUUCAAAUAAAAGGAAAGAAAACUAUUUGCCUUCAAUUCAGUUUGUGUAAACAGACAUUUGAAAUGGCAGUUCUUACCAUUUCUUCUCUUCUAGACCUUUUUGCCUCUGCUUGUACAUACCCAGCUGGCUUGGUUUGUGGGGACCAGUCUGUAUCUUGUUUCCUGUUAUGUGCUGUAUGCAGAAGAUGUCUUACUUUUGUCUGUAGUGUUUUAUAAUUUGGGUUCGUCUUUUUCGCUUACUUUUUUGUAUCUCACCCUUUGAAUAAAAUCAAGUGCCCUCCAUUAAA